Molecule: messenger RNA, 882 nt
Organism: Pezoporus occidentalis (night parrot)
Lineage: Eukaryota; Metazoa; Chordata; Aves; Psittaciformes; Psittacidae
Product: THAP domain-containing protein 1-like
Exons: 1
Source: RefSeq, a predicted model, not a curated record
AUGGAGAAGAAAAGAUUCACAGGCCUUCAAGAGAGACUCCUCUCUGUGAGAAGUUCAGAGGUACAUUUGACUCUAGAAAAUUUGAAGAGAAACGUUUUGUGCCACUAUCUCUUCUUCGCCGUGCCCACGAUAUUUUGUUACACUGAACCUAGCAAAAAGCCUGAAGAAUUUACAGAACAGCCAGAAGAUCUGCUACCGCCUCCCCCACUGCCACCGACGCCGCCACCUCCGCCACCAGCAUCUUCAGUACUACCAGCAUCUCCGUCAACUCCUCCAUUUCAUAUCUCUCAGAUAGAUGCCAGAUUAGUCGAUCCAAGUAUUGGAUUAUUGAUGCCUCCUCUGCAGAAGCCUAGCAAUCUCGCCGUAUUUUGUGAUCACAACUAUACCAUAGAGGAUACAGUUCAUCAAUGAAAACUAAUUCAGCAGCUGGAGGAGCAAGUUGAAAAACUGUGGAAGAAAUUCAAGACAGUGCAGCAGCGAUGCCGGCGUCAGGAAAAACAAACUGAAAAACUGAGAGAGGUUGUUCAUUUUCAGAAAGAAAAAGACAUACUGGCAGGAAAAGGCUACAUGAUUCUACCCAAUGACUAUUUUGAAGUUGUAGAAGUACCUGCCUAGAAGUCAUGAACAUCGGUUUUCACUUUGCUAGGACAAGAAAUUUAGUUUGAAAACUAAAUGCUCUCUAAUUCUGUGCACAAGACUCUCUAAGAGUUCUCAGACAGUAAACAUGCAGUCAUACAAACGAGAAUACAAUUUUUCUUCACGGUCAUUUCAGUUUGAUACACUUCGAAAGUGCAAGCAUCUCAGAAUUAGAAUGUGCAUUUAGUUUACAAAAUCUGAAUUGAUUUACAGAAGGAAAAGAUGCAAUGGUGAAUACAUUUAAAC